This is a messenger RNA of Fragaria vesca subsp. vesca, 1194 nucleotides long. RefSeq lists its product as uncharacterized. Gene Ontology annotation, cellular component: nucleus; cytoplasm. Lineage: Eukaryota; Viridiplantae; Streptophyta; Magnoliopsida; Rosales; Rosaceae. The transcript is spliced from 3 exons. Gene Ontology annotation, molecular function: ferrous iron binding; broad specificity oxidative DNA demethylase activity; oxidative RNA demethylase activity. The coding region runs from base 1 to 1194 and encodes 397 amino acids. Gene Ontology annotation, biological process: oxidative RNA demethylation. The record is from RefSeq and is a predicted model, not a curated record.
AUGGUCGGAAGCAUUCCUAUUCUAAGUUACUAUAGUUUAGGUAAUAUAGUUAAGCCACUCGGGUUUGCAGUCACAUCUAGUGAUAAGAAGCAGUGUUUUUCAUCAAGUGAUGAUAUUCGUUUCGAUGAAAUGAGGUCUCAAGUUGAUUCAGUGUCAGAGGAUACUUGUGUGAGUUCAAAUUCGAAGAGUGUAAGUGAAAUGGAACAUGAGGGAGGGAGUACAAUGCCGGAUAUGAAACGCCAAUUGUGUGAGUUGUCUUUGCCUACAGAAUUUGGGAUGAAAAGGAAGCACCGUCCUCAUGCAGAAAAGCGGCAUUCUGUACCAAAAAAUAUGAAAUAUGUACCUGUUACCAGAGAUCCAGGUGUAUCUAAGCGUUUGUGUCAUUAUGAACCAUUUGAUAUAUGCUUGGGUGGGAGGAAUUCUGCUCUUCAAGCUUCUUUUCGUGAAAGAAUGAUGGAGGCAGAGGACAUGCUAGAAUUUGCAAAUCCAGAAAAAAUUGUGGAAUGUACUGAUCCAAUAGUACUGAGGCCGGGGAUGGUCUUAUUGAAAAAUUAUGUGAGCCUCAGUGAACAGGUUGAUAUUGUAAAGACAUGUCGGGAGCUUGGUUUAGGCCCUGGGGGGUUUUAUCAACCUGUUUUCCAGAAUGGAGCAAAACUUUGUCUGCAGAUGAUGUGCCUGGGCCUGAAUUGGGAUCCUGAGACUAGGAAAUAUGAAGAUAUACGACCACUAGAUGGCACUCGGUCUCCUGGUAUCCCCAAUGAAUUUAGUUUGUUGGUUGAGAGAGCAAUUCAAGAGGCACAUGCCCAUCUCAAAGAUAAAAUCAGAUGUCGCAUUGUAGAAAAAGUACUCCCUUCAAUGACUCCAAACAUAUGCAUCACCAACUUUUAUAAUACUAGGGGGAGGCUUGGUCUUCAUCAGGACCGUGAUGAAAGCAAAGAGUCUCUCCGAGAAGGAUUACCUGUCGUCUCAAUUUCUAUAGGUGAUUCUGCAGAUUUUCUCUAUGGGGAUCAGAGAGAUAUUGAAAAGGCAGAGAGUAUUAUUUUGGAAUCAGGAGAUGUCUUAAUAUUCGGUGGUCAUUCAAGACAUAUAUUUCAUGGUGUAACAUCCAUCGUACCAAACUCAGCUCCAAAAAAAUUGCUGGAAGAAACUAUGCUUCGUCCUGGCCGUCUGAAUCUUACCUUCAGACAGUUUUAG